CAACUAUUAUCACCAUUCAGAGUACGAAGGUGGGGACUUGCUCCUCCAAUCAAAGUCAAGCUUAAGGUGCGCGCGGAAGAGGAAAGUCUGAUAUUGGAGUGUCGCUAGGCAGAGAAGAACGCGGUUUGAAGUCAUUUAAAGUUUACAAUGCUGAAUGUGAAAAUCAAAACCGAAAAAACAGAUCUCGAGGCAGCAAGUGCCCGUAACAGACUAGAUGCAGUUUUACAGUGCUUGGUGGAAAAAACAGACAGUGAAAGGGACCAGACAGAAGAUGAUUCGGGAAAGAUGGUGUCAGAUUCUCAUAACAAAGAUUUGUCACCAACCACAGGUGGAAAACGCCCUUCCACCAGAUUCUCUCACCAUCGCAGGAAGAAGCGAAAAGAAAUGGAUGAUGGUCUUGCAGAGGGCACACAGAGCAAACCAAAUGCCUAUGUCAUUAAGCUGUUUGAUCGCAGUGUGGACCUAGCUCAGUUUAAUGACAACACACCACUGUAUCCAAUCUGCAGAGCCUGGAUGAGAAACAGCCCAUCAGUGAGAGAAAGGACCAGGUCUCCCAGUCCACCCACAACCUUCAGUGAAGAAGAGGUAGCAGAUAUGCUAAAUGGAAAAGCUCAAAACAUUUACCGAAUGCCUCCACCAUCCUGUUGCCCUGUUAAUCCAUCAGGAGAACCAGUAAAUUUGCGAAUCCCCUGUCCUCUUCCUGCUCCUGAAAAGCCAGUGUCAAGUGAUCUUUCAGAGUCCACCCCUGCAUCCUUAUUGUAUAAUCACAUGGAAAGAUGGAAGAAAAUAAGACAAAGGUGGAAAGAGGCUUCUAACAAGAAUCAAAUGCGUUAUGCAGAGAGUAUGAAGAUUCUAAAAGAAAUGUAUGAGAGGCAAUGAAAUCUGCACAUUAUGUCCUAAAGCCCUAUUGAGGUUGUAUCGUCAUGUAUAACAUAUAUAUACACAUAUACACACACACACACACACACACACACAAGGGUGGGCAAAAGUAGAAUUACAGUUGUUCAUAUGGAAAAAGACACAGGUUAUGAUUGCUACACUCAAGCACACUUUAAU
Molecule: messenger RNA, 1056 nt
Organism: Erpetoichthys calabaricus (reedfish)
Lineage: Eukaryota; Metazoa; Chordata; Cladistia; Polypteriformes; Polypteridae
Gene: lin37
Product: lin-37 DREAM MuvB core complex component
Exons: 10
Coding region: 148-879 (243 amino acids)
Biological process (GO): negative regulation of transcription by RNA polymerase II
Cellular component (GO): Myb complex; transcription repressor complex
Source: RefSeq, a predicted model, not a curated record